Molecule: messenger RNA, 2136 nt
Organism: Cynoglossus semilaevis (tongue sole)
Lineage: Eukaryota; Metazoa; Chordata; Actinopteri; Pleuronectiformes; Cynoglossidae
Product: disks large homolog 1-like
Exons: 18
Coding region: 134-1978 (614 amino acids)
Biological process (GO): chemical synaptic transmission; regulation of postsynaptic membrane neurotransmitter receptor levels; cell-cell adhesion
Cellular component (GO): neuromuscular junction; basolateral plasma membrane; neuron projection
Molecular function (GO): protein kinase binding; ionotropic glutamate receptor binding
Source: RefSeq, a predicted model, not a curated record
CGAUGUCAUCCUACGAGUGAACGAGGCGGAUGUUCGUGAUGUCACGCACAGUCGAGCCGUGGAGGCUCUGAAAGAGGCGGGUUCUCUGGUGCGGCUCUACGUCCGUCGCAGGAAACCCGUGUCGGAAAAGCUGAUGGAGCUCAAACUGGUGAAGGGACCCAAAGGACUGGGCUUCAGCAUCGCAGGUGGAGUAGGAAACCAGCACAUCCCCGGAGACAACAGCAUCUACGUCACCAAGAUCAUCGAAGGUGGAGCUGCGCACAAAGACGGGAGGCUGCAGAUCGGAGACAAACUACUGGCCGUGAACAGUGUUGGUCUGGAGGAAGUCAGUCAUGAACACGCCGUCACCGCCCUGAAGAACACCCCCGACGUGGUUUAUCUUAAAGUGGCCAAACCCAACAGUGUCUUCAUCAACGAGGGCUUCGCUCCGCCCGACCUGACCAGCUCCUACUCCCAGCACGUGGAGAACCACGUAACUCCGCCCACCUUCCUCGGUCAGCCCCUCCCCCAGCCUGCAUCAUCAGGACGCUACUCACCAACCCCGAAGAGCAUGCUGGGAGAUGAGGAGGUUUCACGGGACCCCAGGAAGGUGGUCCUGCAGCGAGGAGGCACAGGUCUGGGCUUCAACAUCGUGGGUGGAGAAGACGGAGAAGGAAUCUUCAUCUCCUUCAUCCUGGCUGGAGGUCCAGCUGAUCUGUGUGGAGAACUGAGGAAGGGGGACAGACUGGUCUCUGUGAACGAUGCUGAUCUAAGAAACGCCACACAUGAACAGGCGGCCGCCGCGCUGAAGAAUGCUGGCCAGAACGUGACCAUCAUCGCCCACUACAGGCCGGAGGAGUACAGUCGAUUCGAGGCCAAAAUCCACGACCUCAGAGAGCAGAUGAUGAACAGCAGCAUCAGCUCAGGGUCUGGAUCUCUGAGGACCAGCCAGAAGAGGUCGCUGUACGUCAGAGCUCUGUUUGACUACGACAAGACCCGGGACUCCGGUCUCCCCAGCCAGGGCCUGAACUUCAGGUUCGGAGACGUCCUCCACGUGGUCAACGCCUCCGACGACGAGUGGUGGCAGGCUCGCCAGCUGACGGCUCAGGGCGCGGUGGAGGAGGUGGGCGUGAUCCCCAGUAAGAGACGGGUAGAGAAGAAGGAGCGAGCCAGGUUAAAGACGGUGAAGUUUAACGCCAAGUCUCGGGAUCGAGGGGUGAGUCAGUCACUCAAUGACAAGCAUAAAAAGAAACUUUUUUCGCGAAAGUUUCUGUUUGCAAAGAGCAAAGAGGCGAGCGAGCAGGAGACCAGCGACGUGGACCAACAUGUGACUUCCAACGCCAGCGAUAGUGAGAGCAGCUACCGUGGACAGGAAGAGUACGUCUUGUCGUAUGAACCAGUCGUCCGGUCUGAGGUUCACUACACUCGCCCCGUCAUCAUCCUUGGACCCAUGAAGGACCGGGUCAACGACGACCUGAUAUCGGAGUUCCCCGACAAGUUUGGUUCCUGUGUUCCACAUACCACCCGGCCCAAGCGAGAGUACGAGGUGGACGGUCGGGAUUAUCACUUUGUGGUUUCCAGAGAGCAGAUGGAGAAGGACAUCCAGGAGCACAAGUUCAUCGAGGCGGGACAGUACAACAACCAUCUGUACGGGACCAGCGUUCAGUCGGUGCGCCAGGUGGCCGAGAAGGGGAAACACUGCAUCUUGGACGUGUCGGGAAACGCCAUCAAGCGCCUGCAGGUGGCGCAGCUCCAUCCGAUUGCUGUCUUCAUCAAACCCAAGUCUGUGGAGAACAUCAUGGAGAUGAACAAACGACUGACGGAGGAGCAGAGCAGGAAAACCUACGAGAGAGCCUUGAAACUGGAGCAGGAGUUCACUGAGCACUUCACAGCCAUCGUCCGGGGAGACUCUCUGGAGAACAUCUACGACCAGGUGAAGCAGAUCAUCGAGGACCAGUCUGGACCUGUCAUCUGGAUCCAGUCCAAGGAGAAACUCUGAACUCCAGCUGCACUCCUCCUGCUCCCCUCUCUGACCUUCUCUUCUUCCUGUUUGUCUCCUUCACCUCCAUCCUUCACCUCCAUCCUUCACCUCCUGGUGUCACCGGGCCAGAACAAGUUUUCUCCUCAUCCCCCCCCCCCCCCCCCCCCCGCCUCUCC